Messenger RNA from Stereum hirsutum FP-91666 SS1, 3096 nucleotides. RefSeq lists its product as uncharacterized. Gene Ontology annotation, molecular function: glucan endo-1,3-alpha-glucosidase activity; starch binding. Lineage: Eukaryota; Fungi; Basidiomycota; Agaricomycetes; Russulales; Stereaceae. The record is from RefSeq and is a predicted model, not a curated record. The transcript is spliced from 26 exons. Bases 1 to 3096 code for a protein of 1031 amino acids.
AUGUUCGUCUUACGCUCACUCUCAUUUGCCUUGGCGGUCUGCUCGAUCUGUGUUGCACCCUCUCUGGCUCGUAACAAUCACCUGUCGCGCAGCGAUUCACUGGCUGUUCCCCGCCAUAAUCUUCCACCGCCUACGUAUGCCAACGAAAGUCUCGUUCUCGGUGACGAUCCUGCUGCACUUCAGAGACGCGACGGCACGAAAUAUGUUUUUAUGCAUCAUAUCGUCGGAAGUACCUACGACUACACGUCUGCGCUGUGGUCCAUGGACAUCCAGGAAAUACGUGCUAAGGGGGUCGAUGCCAUCGCCCUCAACAUCGGCCCAGAUAGUUGGCAAGCGACACAAAUCGCCUCCGCCUUCGCAGCCGCAAAGGGAACCGACAUGAAACUCUUCUUCUCCUUCGAUUUCGCCUCCGGUUAUCCCUCUUCGGUGUCUUCGGUUGUCGCCCUUGUCAACUCGUAUGCCUCGGACUCCAACCAAUUCCUCGUUAACGGCAAGCCGAUGAUCUCCAGUUACGAGGGAGGGACACUGUCUGCUUCUGAUUGGGCAUCAAUCAAGUCGCAGACAGGUGGUUACCUUAUGCCAUUCAUAUCAGGGCUAGAGGGUAACUUUGGUUCGUGGAGCACGCUUGAUUCGUGGUACUGCUGGGGUUGCGCAUGGCCCAAUGGUAACGUUGACAAGACUACUGCCGAUGAUUAUUACUACAUGGAUCAACUGGCCCAGGGCGAUAUCCAGUAUGCCACCACGAUAUCCGGAUGGAUGUUCACACACUACUCCUACAAGAACUUCUACCAAAGAGGUGACAAUUGGUUGAUUAACAACCGUUGGGAGGAGUUGAUCAGUAUGCGGUCUUCCCUGACACACGUCGAGAUGGUUACCUGGAACGAUUAUGGAGAAUCCGAUUAUUUCGGUCCCCUGGGCAGGAGUGAUGCACCAACAGGUACAACGUGGGCUGAUGGCUUCCCGCAUACUGCAUGGUUCGACAUGUCUGAGUAUUACAUCACUGCGUUCAAGACAGGCUCCUAUCCCACAAUUACUAAAGACGUGAUCUACUUCUGGGCUCGACCACAUCCAGCAUCUGCUUCAUGUCCGAAUGAUCCCGUUGGGACGGUCUCAGGCGGUAGCUGGGCUCAGGACUAUCUCUGGGCUGCCGUGUUUGCUACUAGUUCCGGAAGCGUAACCCUUACCUCGGGAAGUAACUCGCAAACGUUCAGCGUUUCUACCGGCGUCAAUAAGCUUCAGCUAUCUCUUUCCUCCGGGAGUAUAUCUGUUAGUAUGAGUCGUAAUGGUGCUGUUUUAUUCAGUGCGACUCCGACAGAUUUCACGUAUACCACUAGUCCUACUAUUUAUAACUACAACGCAUACGUCGGAUCUGCGAGUGCGACAACUUCUGCUACCAGUACCACCGCCACUUCAGCUUCGGCCUCUACUGCCACCUCCACCACAUCGUCUUCUACAUCGUCUUCUACUGCGACCUCGACCUCGACUUCAACUUCAUAUACCUAUGUUGGAUGUUACGCCGACUCGGAUACAAGAGUCCUCUCAACCCAACUUAUCAGCGGCUCUUCUUCUCUGACUACCGAGUCUUGUAUGGCUACCUGCACAGCAGCUGGCUACGCAUACGGAGGAGCUGAGUAUGGUACCGAAUGCUGGUGUGGAAAUUCUGUAUCGUCCACUGCGUCCACCUCGUCCGGCUGCACCUAUUCGUGCUCCGGAAACUCGAAUGAAUUGUGUGGCGGUAACUGGGCCAUCUCCGUGUAUCAUGCUGGAACCUCCACUACCACGGCUACCACAUCCGCUGCAACCGCCACUUCGACCAGCUCAUCACUCACUCACAUCGGAUGUUAUACCGACUCAGACACGAGGGUUCUCUCAACGAAUAUAUUCAGCGACUCAUCUUCUCUGACCAUCGAAUCCUGUGCUUCGUCCUGUACGAGCGCUGGUUGGACGUACAGUGGCGUUGAAUAUGGCCAACAAUGUUGGUGUGGCGCUUCUAUCUCUUCAAGCGCGUCGGCGUCAACGGGCUGCACAUACACUUGUCCUGGAAACUCGAACGAGUUGUGUGGCGGUAAUUGGGCCAUCGAUGUCUAUAGGGCUGGAACGUCAUCCGGCUCGACAACGACGGCGACUACCACGUCCGCUGCUGCCGCCACGUCUACCGCCUCCUCGUCAUCGUAUACUUAUGUUGGCUGCUACACGGACGGGGACACCCGAGUCCUUUCGACCCAACUAAUCAGCGGUUCCUCUUCGUUGACAACUGAAACGUGCAUGGCAACUUGUGUAUCUGCCGGAUAUAGUUAUGGGGGUACAGAGUAUGGUAGUGAAUGCUGGUGCGGCAAUUCUGUCUCUUCAAGCGCGUCGACGUCGACGAGCUGCACAUAUUCUUGCGCUGGAAACUCGAACGAGUUAUGUGGCGGUAAUUGGGCCAUCGACGUUUACCAUGCUGGAACGUCAUCCGGCUCGACAACAACGGCGACUACCACGUCCGCUGCCGCCGCCACUUCCACCGCCUCCUCGUCGUCAUCGUAUACUUAUGUUGGAUGCUACACGGACGGGGACUCCCGAGUCCUUUCGACUAACCUGAUCAGUGGUUCUUCUUCGUUGACAACUGAAACGUGCAUGGCAACUUGUGCAUCGGCUGGAUAUAGUUAUGGGGGUACGGAGUACGGCGAUGAGUGCUGGUGCGGCAAAAGUAUCUCAUCCACUGCAAGCAGCGGCUCAGGUUGCACUAUGACCUGUAACGGAAAUGCAAAUGAGAUAUGUGGCGGAAACUGGCAAAUAUCCGUCUAUCAGCUAGGAACAAGUUCUUCGACAGUCUCAGUGACCUUCUCUGAGACAGCCUCAACUAGCUCAGGCGAGAACGUCUACCUCGUAGGGAGCAUCAGCCAGCUCGGUUCAUGGGCUCCAGCUUCUGCGAUCGCUAUGACGUCUUCCUCAGGAACAUGGUCUACCACCGUGUCCCUGCCUCCAAGCACGACGUUCGAGUACAAGUUCAUUCGUAAAGAAUCGGACGGCUCGAUUGUCUGGGAAUCAGACCCCAACCGCUCCGCAACCACAAGCUCCUCAGGUUCUCAGACCAUCAGCGGUAGUUGGCGCUAA